AUGAUUCCUCACAGGAGUACAGCCCUCCUGUCUGUAAUUGUUUUCGUCGCGCUUUUGCUUUUCAUUUUCUCGUCCUCUCCGGUCCCUGAUACCGGCGAGCAGUCAGCCACAGGCCCGGCCAAGUUUGUGCCCACACCAAAACUACCCUCAUUAAGCAACUUCCACCUGCCCUCGUUCCGCCCUCCCUCGCAUGAGCAGCCCGAGGAACAGGACAACAGCACACACGGCGAGUCGAAAUGGUACAGCACCCUUGAAUGGUUGAACCCAUUCUCCUCUGCCAUCACAUUGGAUGAGAAUCGCUCCGUCCUCCCUCCCCUUCGCGAACGUCGACCGAUCUACACGUACUACGACGCGAAAUAUAACCCCAACAAAUCCAAUGGCAAGGACCUCAAGGACGUGCAGAAUGCCGAUGCGGAAUUGCUUCUCGCAUGGCGUCGGGCAUGGUUUGCUCAAGGAUUCAAGCCCGUAGUAUUGACUCCGGGCGAUGCGAUGAAAAACCCCAACUAUGAAGUUGUCCAGAAGUGGAAACUCGCGCCCAAAACACAGAACGAGGUGUUCGCCUGGCUUGCGUGGGGGCACAUGGGCACCGGCUUGCUGGCAGACUUCCACUGCUUCCCUAUGGCGCGUUAUGAUGAUCCCAUGCUCUCCUAUCUUCGCCGUGGGAGUGUCCCGGAAUCAAUUACCCGAUUCGAAAACCUCAAGAAUGGCCUCUACGCGGCGGACAAGUCGCGGAUCGAUGCGGCCGUUCAGAGCGCAGUCCUGAAGCUCGAUGAUAAAACCCAGUCCUUUGUUGAUCUGAUUGCACCGGAAUCGUUCAAGGUUGAGCCGCCGAACGCUUUGGCGUUUUAUAAGUCUGCGGCCAUUACCUCCCACUACUCUGCCGUGCAUGAAAAGAUGACCCAGAACCUUGCGAGUGGUCAGCUGGCUCUUGUCCAACUGAUCAACUCUCACCUGCACAAUCACUUCCAUAGCGCCUUCCCUGCCGGACUGGCUGUGCUGAAACCGUUCCCCCAGCACACUACCGCGCUCGUGGAACCUGCCCUUCGGCUGGCAAAGGCUCUUAUUCAGUGUCCUGAGUCGCCCAUUCCCGACUCUUGUCCACCUAAUGAACCCGAAUGCCGCCCAUGCGGGACCGGGUCUGCAAAGCAGCCCAUGCGUAUCAGCCAGCCUUCGACCUAUAAAAACACCACGUUCUUGUUCACCAUUGGCACCCUUCCUCACCCCUACACUCUUAUCAGCCUACAGAAGAGCUCAGAGGAGAUCACUAUACCACAAGUCCGCCGGGAGACCGAGCGCGACGCAUGGUUAUCUGAGGUGACCAAGGAGCACCUUGGGCCUGAAUUGGGUUCUUCAUACCGGGGAGUGAUCUUCAAGCAGGUUGUCGCAGGCGAAGAUGCUGUCGGGACUUCUCUGUGGAUGACUGUGGAAUCUCUUCCUGCACAGGCAGGCCAGAGUCUCCCCUCGGAACUCCUUGACGAGUUUGAAUGGCAGUUUGGCUUCAAGAUCCCUCGUGGGAGUAAGAUCGAUCCUGCAACCGAGAACGACAAAGACUCCGCCAAGAGCGCGCAGGAUCGCACGCCAAGCGAGCAAGGGGUCGGCAAAGAAUACGAACUCAUCCAAAAGGCCCGCGAUGUAAUUAAGACCAAGGAAACAAAUAGCAUCAACAUCAAGGAUGUUGUUGAGGCUUGGAACCUUGCAGAUACAGAGGUUUGGCGUUUUGUUAAGGCCUAUCGUUAUUCUGCAGAGCCCGAAGCGUCGUUGAACGCCAGAAAUGGGAAGAGGAAGAGAAACCUUUUGCAGGCUCGAGGCCGUGAGCGUGCAUUUACUGGUUACCAUCUACGGACCAUUUCUUUUAUAUAUCCUACCUCUAACUAUCGCCACAAUCGCUAUAUCUCCACCAUGGCGCCGGGAAUCCUAGAGACGGACUUUACGGUCGCGAUUGAGAAGCCGAGCAGCCUGUCUGCAUUGACUGAGGACUGGGAUGACACUAUUCGGUUCUAUCUCAACGGAACCAAGGUUGCGCUUGAUACGGUCAACCCGGAAGUGACUCUACUCGAAUACCUGCGGGGUGUUGGAUUAACAGGCACAAAGCUUGGAUGUGCUGAGGGAGGCUGUGGUGCUUGCACUGUGGUCGUCUCCCAUAUCAAUCCUACAACGAAGAAAAUCUACCAUGCCUCCGUUAAUGCCUGUAUUGCUCCGCUCGUCAGCAUUGACGGUAAGCACGUUAUCACAGUCGAAGGUAUUGGGAAUAUGAAGGAUCCCCACGCCAUUCAGCAGCGGAUUGCGGUCGGCAAUGGAAGUCAAUGUGGUUUCUGUACUCCUGGAAUAGUCAUGUCUCUUUAUGCCUUGCUGCGAAACAACCCGUCUCCCUCAGAGCACGAUGUUGAAGAAGCCUUCGAUGGAAACCUUUGCCGCUGCACGGGUUACCGACCUAUUCUAGAUGCUGCUCAGAGCUUCAACUCGACCAACAACUGCGGAAAGGCCUCUGCCAAUGGUGGGUCAGGCUGCUGCAUGGAGAAAAACGGCUCCGGUGGUGGCUGUAAAGGGUCUUCCGCCAACAAUGGAGAGAAAGAUACAGUCGAUUACAAGUUUCCCGCGCCGGACUUCAAGCCGUACAGUUCGGACACAGAGUUGAUCUUCCCUGCCGCCCUGCAGAAACACGAAUACCGACCCUUAGCAUAUGGCAACAAGAAGAAGAAAUGGUACCGACCAGUAACCGUUGAGCAACUGUUGCAAAUUAAGAACGUCCACCCAGACGCUAAACUAAUUGGUGGAAGCACGGAGACGCAGAUUGAGAUUAAGUUUAAGGCGAUGCGAUAUGCGGCCUCUGUUUACCUGGGAGAUAUCCCCGAAUUGCGACAAUUUACCUUGCACGACGAUUGUUUGGAGAUCGGUGCAAAUGUGUCAUUGACGGACCUCGAACACAUCUGUGACCAAGCGGUACAGAAAUAUGGCGAUGCCAGAGGCCAACCUUUCAAAGCGAUCAAGAAGCAGUUGCUCUAUUUCGCUGGGCGACAGAUCCGAAAUGUCGCUUCCCCAGCAGGUAACCUGGCCACUGCAUCGCCCAUCUCUGAUCUUAACCCGGUUUUGGUAGCUACGAACACUAUUCUCGUGGCCAAGUCCCUCGAAGGCGAGACUGAAAUUCCAAUGACUGAAUUCUUCCAAGGAUACAGAAAGACUGCCCUCGCUCCCAACGCAGUCAUCGCUAGCUUGCGCAUUCCAGCCGCGAAAGCGCAGGGAGAGCACAUGCGAGCCUACAAACAGGCCAAGCGGAAGGACGAUGAUAUUGCCAUCGUCAAUUCCGCGUUACGCGUGACUCUUUCUGAGACCAAUGAUGUGGUCAGUGCCAAUCUUGUGUUUGGUGGCAUGGCCGCCAUGACCGUCUCAGCGAAGAAUGCAGAGGCGUUUUUGGUUGGCAAGAAGUUCACAAACCCCAUCACGCUAGAAGGCGUCAUGAGCGCACUGGAGCAGGAUUUCAACCUGCCGUUUGGAGUUCCUGGUGGUAUGGCUAGUUACCGGAAGUCUUUGGCUCUGGGCUUCUUCUACAGAUUCUAUUACGAUGUACUUUCAGGGCUCGAUGUCAAGGCUUCGGAUUUAGAUCCAGAUGUUGUUGCUGAGAUUGAGAGAGCAAUUUCUACUGGAGCAAAAGAUCUUGAGACCUCCGUCGCCUAUCAACAGAAGAUUCUUGGACGAGCGACUCCGCAUGUUGCGGCCUUGAAGCAGUCCACAGGAGAGGCUCAAUACACAGACGAUAUUCCUGUGCAACAGAAUGAGUUAUUCGCCUGCAUGCUUCUGUCUACUAAGCCUCAUGCCAAGAUCCUCAGCGUUGAAACGUCCGCUGCAUUGGAUAUUCCGGGCGUUGUGGACUACGUGGACCACACAGAUCUCCCUAACCCUCAAGCAAACUGGUGGGGGCAGCCCAAGUCCGAUGAGCUUUUCUUUGCCGUUGAUGAAGUUACUACUGCUGGUCAGCCGAUUGGUGUGAUUCUGGCGACUAGCGCUAAAAUUGCCGAGGAAGGUAUGAGGGCUAUCAAGGUCGAAUAUGAAGACCUCCCGAGCAUCCUUACGAUUGAGGAGGCCAUUGAGGCGGAGUCUUACUUUGAGCACUAUCGCUACAUCAAGAAUGGUGAUACCGAGGAAGCUUUCAAACAAGCUGACCACGUCUUUACCGGGGUCUCGCGAAUGGGUGGCCAGGAGCACUUCUACCUGGAAACCCAAGCCUGUGUGGCAAUUCCAAAGCCGGAGGAUGGUGAAAUGGAGAUUUGGAGUGGCACCCAGAACCCUACCGAAACACAAGCCUAUGUCGCUCAGGUGACAGGAGUAUCUGCGAACAAAAUUGUAUCGCGCGUGAAGCGACUUGGUGGUGGCUUUGGUGGCAAGGAGUCGCGAUCUGUCCAGCUGGCUGGUCUUUGUGCCACUGCCGCUGCGAAAACAAGACGACCGGUGCGGUGUAUGCUCAAUCGUGAUGAAGAUAUAUUGACUUCCGGUCAACGUCACCCGUUCCUCUGCCGAUGGAAAGUUGGUGUGACCAAAGAAGGAAAACUCCUUGCGCUUGAUGCAGAUGUGUAUGCCAAUGGAGGCCACACACAAGAUCUAUCAGGUGCCAUUGUGGAGCGAAGUUUGUCGCACAUUGAUGGCGUGUAUAAAAUACCGAAUGUCAAUGUGCGCGGCCGGAUCUGCAAAACUAAUACUGUGUCAAACACAGCUUUCCGUGGCUUUGGCGGUCCGCAAGGCCUGUUCUUCGCUGAGUGUUAUAUAUCGGAGAUUGCAGAUCAUCUGGAUAUUCCGGCCGAAGAGAUCCGGGCCAUCAAUAUGUACAAGCCAGAUGAUACGACGCAUUUCAACCAGCCUCUCAAAGAUUGGUAUGUGCCGUUGAUGUACAAGCAAGUGCUAGAGGAGAGCUCUUACAAGGAGCGUCGGAAGGCUGUUGAGGAGUACAAUGCGCAGCACAAGUGGUCCAAACGUGGAAUGGCGAUUGUGCCAACCAAGUUCGGUAUCUCCUUCACAGCUCUGUUCUUGAACCAAGCAGGGGCUUUGGUUCACAUCUAUCACGACGGCAGUGUCCUCGUAGCACACGGUGGUGUUGAAAUGGGACAAGGCCUCCACACAAAGAUGACCAUGAUCGCCGCCGAAGCAUUGCAAGUGCCGCAGGCGAGCGUCUUCAUUUCUGAGACAGCGACUAAUACAGUGGCCAAUACCUCCGCAACCGCUGCUUCAGCCAGCUCCGAUCUCAAUGGCUACGCCAUAUUCAAUGCGUGUGAACAGAUCAACGAACGUCUGCGUCCUUUCCGCGAGAAGAUGCCCAAUGCAACCAUGAAAGAACUUGCCCACGCGGCUUACUUCGCCCGUGUCAACCUCUCCGCGCAAGGAUACUACCGUACCCCGGAUAUCGGCUACGUAUGGGGCGAGAACAGCGGCCAGAUGUUCUUCUACUUCACACAGGGUGUCACCGCAGCCGAAGUGCAGAUCGACACGCUGACAGGUGAUUGGACGCCUCUACGUGCCGACGUGAAGAUGGAUGUGGGUCACAGUAUCAACCCCUCAGUGGACUACGGCCAGAUAGAAGGCGCCUUUGUGCAAGGACAAGGUCUCUUCACUACCGAAGAGAGUCUCUGGCAUCGUGCCUCUGGUCAGAUAUUCACGAGAGGCCCGGGCAACUACAAAAUUCCUGGCUUCCGUGAUAUACCGCAGAUUUUCAAUGUGAGUUUGCUUAAGGAUGUGGAGUGGGAAAACUUGCGUACCAUUCAACGCUCCCGUGGAGUCGGCGAGCCGCCCUUGUUUAUGGGUAGUGCAGUCUUCUUUGCCAUUCGUGACGCGCUGAAGGCUGCACGUAAGCAGUGGAACGUGAACAACGUGCUCUCUUUGGAAUCACCUGCUACCCCUGAGCGUAUUCGGAUUAGCUGUGCUGACCCGAUUAUUGAACGGGUGAGAGUGCAACCGAAGGAGGGGGAGAAGAGCUUCUUUGUCGCCAUAUAG
Penicillium egyptiacum is the source of this 5976-nucleotide messenger RNA. The record is from the annotation of a GenBank genome assembly. Lineage: Eukaryota; Fungi; Ascomycota; Eurotiomycetes; Eurotiales; Aspergillaceae.